Molecule: messenger RNA, 1584 nt
Organism: Zasmidium cellare ATCC 36951
Lineage: Eukaryota; Fungi; Ascomycota; Dothideomycetes; Mycosphaerellales; Mycosphaerellaceae
Exons: 8
Coding region: 1-1584 (527 amino acids)
Source: RefSeq, a predicted model, not a curated record
AUGCCACCAACCAGACAUAACCCCCACGAUCCCUUCGUCACAACCUCUACAGCAUCCAACACCGGCCUCCGCACCCAAGCCUCCCAACAAUCCCUCCGCUCCACCGCCAGCGCUGCCUCGACCUCCAACUCCCGCACCCGCCAACCCCAACGCGACCAGCUCUUCGCGCCCUCACUAUCGCGGCGCCCAACCUCGCGAACCCGCGUGGAAGACGAGGUUCUCGCCGAUUCGUCGUCUGAACAGGAGCGGCGCUCGCGACGACUGCGGCCGCAGCAUAAGAGCAGACAGCAACAAGUUGAGGAGCAGGAAAUCGUGAAGAGAGAUGCGCAAGGGAACUAUUUACUCGGGGGAAGUGAGCUGGGCGUGGCAGGAGGGGUGCCGGCCGUGAAGCCUUUGGUGCAGGAGGAUGAAGAUGAAGUUAGGAUGGAAGAGCUCAAUGCAUAUUACUCUGCUCUGGCGAAAAAGUACUUCACUUCUGGAGCUGCCAUGACAACGACGAGACGGAUUGAUGAAGACUACGAACGAGAUCGACCAGACAUGAUGUACUGUCUCAAGGCCGAAGUCAUCCAGAAGCUCGAAAGCGAGAAAUGGCUCUAUGAGCAUGUAGACCGGUUCCAGUCCGCCUUCGAACGAACGCCACGAGAAAUGCAGCAUUGCAGGAUGACCACCAUGUACUCGUUUCGAACCACGCCGGCUUCAAAUUCGGAUCCACGUACCGCAUACAUGUCGCACUCGCACCAGCCUAUCGCGUCCAAGCGUCAAAAAGCUGGGACGUUUAUGCGCCAUUCCCACGUUUCCCGCUGCAGCGGGUUUUGGGAUGACUCCACUGUUCCCGAAACUCUGUCGAGUAAUGAGCGAAAAAGCCAAUUGCUCCUCGUGGUUACUCCUUUCCUCUUCCCAACUAUCAAAUCCAAAUAUACCAAGUCGUCAUGGUUGUCUGCUCGUAUCAGCUUGGUGAUGGACCGCGGCGGCCGAGGAUUUAGCAGUCAGCAGGGUUGCACCCUGAGCACGAGGCCGCAGAGCAGAUUGGGUUUCAUGACGAGCAAGAGCUAUCGCGAUGGCUGGCACGCUGUGCCGGGAGGGAGAUGCCCGCUUGCGUGCAACCUCGGUGCAGGAAAGGAAGCUGGAGCGAGAGUGUGUGAAGGAUUAGGUUUCUGUGACGAAGUCGGGACACCCUGGUCGGCGAUGUUGCCGAACGACAUCUCGUCCUGCACGCAAGCGGCAGAGGCACUGUGUUGCAACCCAACGUCCAAGAGGAGUCUGUGCCGCAGGGACAAAAUGCUACUAAUGCUGACACACAAGAAACCCGCGCCGCACUCCGUGUCGCUGGGCUGUGGUGACAUGCGUGCGUGGGAGAUGACGCGGUUGCGUGGACAGAGAGGCCGAAGAAAGCAAAUGCCAGAGCCGGCGAGCACGCAGCAGAAGGCUGGGCCGCACGGAGCAACGCACACACUAGCGUCCGUUUUGACCGGCAAGCGGGAACGCAAAAGGCUGCGAUCUUGGGCGGGCGGCGGGUUCAUCUUCGUUUCGGUCGCGUCGCCCUCGUCGAAGCCAUGGCGAGGUCAGCAGCAACACGAGCUGUGA